Messenger RNA from Mesoplodon densirostris (Blainville's beaked whale), 1030 nucleotides. RefSeq names its product peptide deformylase, mitochondrial (gene PDF). The record is from RefSeq and is a predicted model, not a curated record. Gene Ontology annotation, molecular function: peptide deformylase activity. NCBI's taxonomy places the organism in Eukaryota, Metazoa, Chordata, Mammalia, Artiodactyla, Ziphiidae. Gene Ontology annotation, cellular component: mitochondrion. Gene Ontology annotation, biological process: N-terminal protein amino acid modification; peptidyl-methionine modification.
AUGUGGCAUGGGUCAGCUGGGGCUGGGCUGCUGCUGCGGUGGCUGUGGGCGCGUGGCUGCGUGGGGCCGGCCUUGCAGUGGGGAGAGCGGGUAGCGGGCGGCGGCGCCCAGGCCUGCAGUUCCACGCCCUCCCCCCCAAAUGGCCUCGAGGGCCCGGCGCGCCGGCGCUCCUACUGGCGCUACGUGCGACGUCUGGUGCAGGGAGCGCUGGAGCCGCCGUACCCGCGCGUGUGCCAGGUCGGGGACCCGGCGCUGCGGGCCGUGGCGGCCCCGGUAGAGCCGGCACAGCUGGCGGGACCCGAGCUGCAGCGGCUGGUGCAGGUGAUGCGGCGGCGCCACUGCGUCGGCUUGAGUGCGCCGCAGCUCGGAGUGCCGCUGCAGGGGCUGGGGGUCGAGUUUCUCGAGGCGCUCUUCCGCGCAUGCGCGCCGCGCGUGCGCGUGCCCGAGGCCCGUCAGAUACAAACCUUCCCCCUGCGCGUGUUCGUGAACCCCAGCCCGCGUGUGCUGGACAGCCGCCUGGUCACCUUCCCCGAGGGCUGCGAGAGCAUCAGCGGCUUCCUGGCCUGCGUGCCCGGCUUCCAGGCGGUGCAGAUCUCAGGGAUGGACCCCGGAAGAGAGCAGGUGGUGUGGCAGGCCAGUGGGUGGGCAGCCCGCAUCAUCCAGCAUGAGAUGGACCACUUGCAGGGCUGCCUGUUCAUUGACAAAAUGGACAGCAAGACAUUUACAAACAUCCACUGGAUGGAGGUGAAUGACUAAAGCUUUCCUGCUGCAUCUGAGGACCCUGAAAACCAAGACACAAACAUUUCGGCUUUAAGCUGGGCAUGUCUUACCUGGCAUCGACUUGGUAUUGGUUCUGCUCCGACAGAAAACAAUGGCCUGUCAAAGCGUGCCUUCCUGAGUUGGAGGAAGAUGUUAAUGUUUGCCCUGAAAUGAGCUAUGGACAAUGUAUUGCCUUCAACUUGAGAAGAAAAAUAACUCCCCUGAAGGAGUGGACAUUUCCUGGCAAUUUUGUAUGGAGAUAAAGACGGGG